AUGUUCCGUUUUCACAAGACACUCGACAUCGUCACGGUCUUUCACAAGGCCAGCUCUCCCGCCUCCGUGAGAGUCGCCAACCUUCUCAAGCAGGUCUCUGCCAAUGCCACUGCUGGAGCCACCCUUGACCAAGCGAGCGAGGCAAAGCCCGCACGCGAGCAGUUUGAGCUCAAUGUCACUGAGGAUCCCCCCACCGACGACCAGGUCAAGACGAUCCUGGAGUAUGUCGGAACCAGCGGCAUCCCCAACAUCAUCAAGGGUGCAAACAAUGAGAAGGAUGCCCUAAAGAAGUUUAAGGAGAGUAAGGAGAACUUUAUCCGGCCAGUGGUCGUGGACUGGAACAAUGGCAAGGCCAUUGCUGGUGACAAUGAGUCCGAGAUCCUCAAGCUGUUGAACGCUAAGAAGUAA
Messenger RNA from Fusarium keratoplasticum, 408 nucleotides. RefSeq lists its product as uncharacterized. The record is from RefSeq and is a predicted model, not a curated record. The coding region runs from base 1 to 408 and encodes 135 amino acids. NCBI's taxonomy places the organism in Eukaryota, Fungi, Ascomycota, Sordariomycetes, Hypocreales, Nectriaceae. Gene Ontology annotation, molecular function: oxidoreductase activity. Gene Ontology annotation, cellular component: mitochondrion. The transcript is spliced from 3 exons.